Messenger RNA from Gracilinanus agilis (Agile Gracile Mouse Opossum), 1265 nucleotides. RefSeq names its product protein interacting with cyclin A1 (gene PROCA1). NCBI's taxonomy places the organism in Eukaryota, Metazoa, Chordata, Mammalia, Didelphimorphia, Didelphidae. The coding region runs from base 1 to 1014 and encodes 337 amino acids. The transcript is spliced from 4 exons. The record is from RefSeq and is a predicted model, not a curated record. Gene Ontology annotation, biological process: arachidonate secretion; regulation of DNA-templated transcription; phospholipid metabolic process. Gene Ontology annotation, molecular function: A2-type glycerophospholipase activity; DNA-binding transcription factor activity.
AUGAGCUCCUGGGGCUGCUGGCUGGGGCUGCCACUGCUGCUGACCGCUGUGGCCGGAGGCCUUGGUGGACCAGGAAGCCGAGAGACGGCACCGCAUCGGGUCAAGAGAGGCUUCACUUACCCGGGCACACUGUGGUGUGGGGCAGGAAGCAAUGCCGAGAGCUACGAGCAGCUGGGGACGAGAGGCCUGGGAGAAGGAGGCAGGGCCCGGCCCGGGGGCGCCUCGAGCUCCCCGGCUCUCCUCCUCCCAGGGGAGUACGAGGAGACGGACAGAUGCUGUCGGGAGCAUGACCAGUGCCAGCACGUCAUCGACCCCUUCGCCGUGGGCUACGGCCAUCACAACUUCCGCUGGCACACUGUCAGCCACUGCGACUGCGACACGAGGCUGAAGGAAUGCCUGCGGCAGGCGAAGGAUGCUGCGUCCCGAGCGGUGGGUCAAGCCUUCUUCAACGUGAUCCAGGCGCCCUGCUUCGAGCUCGCCUACGAGGAGGGAUGCGUGGAACGCUACUGGUACGGCUGGUGUAAGAGUUAUGGCCGCGUGCCCCGGGCCGUGCUGCGUGACCCCAUCCUCUAUGAGUUUGGGGGGGAGCUCCUCCAUGCCCCAUCCCCCACCUCCCCACCCGCGGGCAGGCCCAGCCAGCACGCCCCAGCCGGGCCGCGGGCUCGGAAUGAUGAGGCCGCUAAGAAGGGGAGGAAGAAGAAAAGGAAGAAGAGGAAGAGGAAGAGGAAGAGGGGCUCCGCACCCACACGAGGCCCGGGCCCCCGGCUGGCCAUGGAGCUCGAGAGCAGAACCCCGGCGGCCCCACAUUGGGGCGGCCACGCCGCUGCCAGCUUUAACGACGUCCUUCACCACGAGCCCAAAGCAGAGGAGCCGACAGAGGUCAGGACCGCCGGCCGGCCAAAGAGAGGCAGGAGGAAGGGGCACGGAAGAACGGAAGGGCACGGGAGGAAGGCUGAGCCUCCGCGGAGGACGGGGGGCAGGAGUGCCUCCGGCCAGCGUCCGGCCCCCGCCUAGCAGGCCUUCUCCUUGGCUCCUGCAUGAGCACGGAGUGGCCGUAGCCAUGGAGGUGAGGCUGGAGUUUUCUGGUCGGCGUCCAGAGGGUGACAGAAACGGGAAGAACCGUGAAGAGGGCCGGGUGUGAGCGGAAUCCCGAUGAGCCCCUCAAUAAAGCCUGUGGCAGAAUCCCCCCGGGGUGCUGACCUCCGUUCCCUCCCCGGGGAGGGAGAAGGGAUGGGGGCUCGAGUCCUGCGCCAAGCCAGGGCGGC